AUGUCACAAGAAAAUACAAUUCCAGGAAAUUACCAACAGGUACCUUUAAGAGUUCUUUCUAUAGGGUCAGCAUACGAAGACACGAUCCUUUAUGUUGAUAAGUUUCCACCCGAAGAUGGAUAUUUUAUGGCUUCUAUGGCAUCUAAAGAAGCCUCUACGUUUUUGCUUCAAGAUUUCGAGGCACAUAAUAUAAAGACAUCAACGUGUAUAUUUAGGUCUAACGCAAAGCAUGCACCCGUGGCUUAUAUUAUACAUGCUAACAGUACAAGCUCACGAACAAUCAUAAAUUACAAUAGCAUAGACGAAUUAACUUUUGAAGAAUUUAAGCGGAAAUUUGAUGCAGUAUGUACCGAAGAAGUGGUUAGUACAUCGAAUAGUGAAUUGCCAUUUAACUGGAUACAUUUUGAAGGGCGUAACGCAGUAGAAGCAGCAAAAAUGAUAGACCAUAUUGAUACAAAAGAUUGGCGUCCUAGAACAAUAAUUAGUGUCGAAUUGGAAAAACCUUACCGUAGAGGAUUGGAAACUUUAAUGAGUAGAGCUGAUGUCAUAUUCUUUUCUAAAGUAUUUGCUGAGGGUAAAGGGUAUGAAAAUGCUGGGGAUUUCUUAAAAGUUAUGGGACCAUUUUGUAAAAAUACAGCGCACCUUUUUUGUACAUGGGGAAGUUCAGGGGCUAUGUGUUUUCAUAAUCCAACGCGUAAAUUAUUCACGGCUCCAGCUUUACCAAUAGCAAGCAUAGUCGAUACGGUUGGAGCCGGUGACACAUUUACGGCGGGGAUCAUUUAUGGAUUAACCCAAGGCAUGACACCUGAAGGUUGUCUAAAGUUUGCUUGUGAAUUAGCGGGUAGAAAAUGUGCUCAGCGUCGAGUUUAUAAACUUUUUUUAACGUCGUUUCAAAGGAUUCUCAGGUAUUUGCUUUUUAGCAAUAUUAUGAGCAUUGCUGAGGAUAAGUGGUCUAUACAUCAAUCUUCUCAAGUUCCACCUUCUUCUCAACAUCAACACCCCGAAAUAUCUACACAAGUCAACAGUAUGCCUGCUGAAAACUUUAUGCAAUCCUUUACGUACGAUGGUCAGGCUCCUCAAGGUCAAAUGCAUCAACAAAUGGCUGUCCAUUGUAAUAACGGUGUCAUGUUCAUACCACCGAAACAAGAAAUUGAUACGACCCCAAACAGAUCGCAAAAUCAAUAUCAAAGUUCUGUUUCGAUGUCUGCUCCUGUAACCCCUUCUACGCCUCGUCAAAAUGGUUCUCCAAUUGGAACUCCCAUAACGCCAGUUUCCGCACCACCAGAUUGUAAAAAUGAUAAUAGACCUACCAUUACAGCAAACCCUUAUCACGCCACACAAUUUCAACAACAGGUAAUUAGGAAACGUAGGGACAAUUCUUUAGGGUUUCCUCCAGAUGCUGGUCCAUUCUUUUCUCAAACACAACAGCAUCACAACAUAUAUAGUAUGGAUAGAUCUAAUAGUUAUAAGCUUCGAAUCAAUUCAAAAGUUGAUCGUGGAUUCUUCUUAGCUGAUAAUGAUUGGACAUGCUAUCGAAGAAAUUACUUCCAGAUUAGUAGUGCAUUUUCAGUAACAGGAACCUCUCAUGCUAUUAAUGAAUCUGAAGUACCGUGCUUGAUAGAAGUUGAAGGUCAAUUUCAUACGGUCACUCAUUUUUCAUUGGGUAUUUCUGCGCGUGUCUCCAACAGCGAUAAAAAAAUUGAGUUGGUUCAACAUACGCCAAAACGUGACAAAGGACCACAAAUGACCCCUGUGCCAAAACCUAUUCGAGCGGGUGGUAACCUAAACCUAAGUUCCGUGGGAACAAAUACAAAUAUUGUUACAUUUGAACGUAUUCAAUUUAAGACGGCUACUGCUAAUAAUGGUAAACGUCGUGCUGCUCAACAAUACUAUGUAGUCAUGGUAGAUUUAUAUGCUCAUGUUGAAAGUGGUGACCCUUAUAGGGUUGCAACAGCAACUUCAGCACCUUUAGUGGUUCGUGGACGCAGUCCCGGACAUUAUGCUGACAGUCACGAUCGUUUUAAUCCAAUUGGAAUGCAUCCAACAUUCCCAAAUGACGGUCGUCAACAUAUUACUUUCCCUGGACCUAACAGCGCCCCUGGUAUGAUGCCACCCGAUUUUAAUGCUCCACCGUUCCCGGGACCUUAUGGUCAGUACCCUCCAUUUCAAGGCUACCCUCCUAACGGUCCAAUACGUAAUGACGCCUUAUCUAUAAUGAUGUCGACCGGCGCGCCAAAUCCUGCAGCUUCCCAUUAUCAUUCGCAGCAUCCUCCACAUUAUAUGGUUCAAAACAUUCAUGAAGGAGAAAAUCCCAAUCCGGAAAUGUACAACAAUCCAAAUAUGGACCCAAAUAACAUAGAAGUUUCUACGUCAACAGCACCUGCAACGUUUGCAAAUUUUGAAUCACGACCGAUUACGACGUCGGCUUCAGACUCUCCCGCUGUUACUGGCGCAAAACCAUAUAUGAAAAUUGAGAUCCCACAAUCAUCUCAAGUACCGAAUUUACCGAAUCAUCCGCUCACAUCUCCAGUUUUUCACUCUCAAGAAUAUGUAGAAAGUUUUGGAAUGUACCAUAAUAAUGGACAUCCUGCACAUGCAGCAGCCGUACACAGCGGAGGUUAUCAUUCAGAUAGUGAACAACAUCAUAGCAACGGACCGAAUAAACAAAAGGAUGAUACUCAACAAAAUUCCGAAAAUAUUCAAGAUCAGCCUAGUCCGCAGGUAAACGGUGGCGAUAAUAAUGUUCAAUCUAACAAUAUAAAUCCAAAUGAUAAAGGUUCAAAAUCACCCGUAUCAGUGAACGGGACCAAUGAAAGCGCCACGAAGAUUAAUCCAAGAUCAAAGUAA
Funneliformis mosseae is the source of this 2847-nucleotide messenger RNA. NCBI's taxonomy places the organism in Eukaryota, Fungi, Glomeromycota, Glomeromycetes, Glomerales, Glomeraceae. The record is from the annotation of a GenBank genome assembly.